AUGCCAUUCGCUACUCCAGAGACAGUAGAACAGGAACAGGGCUGGACCGUGGCCACCAAAGAAAACUGCCGCAGUCACCGCCCCCAACAACAGCAACAACAACCUCGGGCUAGCCUUCCAUUCCGGGCACAAGGUCACUCCAGUGGACAAAACACGUCCAACUAUGGUUCUGGUUCCCAAAUUAAACGAAGGAACGAGUGGAGAAUCGAGUUCAAGACAUCGACUGCCCAGACCGGGAUACCAGCCGUCCACGACAAAACCUAUCCGGGCGUAACAAUUAAAUCAUCUGACAACGUAAUAGCUCAUGUCGACACACAGGUUCAGAACUAUCCCCAUCUUAUAAACAAAAUCAACCAGUACAGGCAGCAUAUCGACAACGAGAUGCUAAGGAUGAAGAACGAGGGAAAGGAUCAGCGGUUGCAGGACAUCUCGCUUGUCAUCAUCCAUGAAUAUCCGCACAAAGGUGGUCGACCCGAUGACCCAUUUCCAGACGAGGAAUGGCACGUCACUGUCGAGCUUCUGCGUCGCUCGGACAGGAAUCCUAAUCUCUGGAUGAAGAAGCUACUCAUCUUUUCCACAGAAUCCGUGGACCACGAACUCUCGUUUAAAACCCAAAGGGACAAGGGAGAGUAUGCCACGACGUAUAAAUGGGGAACGAAGAUUCGGGAAGAACUAAAGAUAACUACCAGGCAUCACCUCCAUAUAAACGAGCCUACUGACAUACCCGAGGAGAUAUGGAAGAGAUGA
Molecule: messenger RNA, 747 nt
Organism: Coprinopsis cinerea okayama7#130
Lineage: Eukaryota; Fungi; Basidiomycota; Agaricomycetes; Agaricales; Psathyrellaceae
Exons: 4
Coding region: 1-747 (248 amino acids)
Source: RefSeq, a predicted model, not a curated record